UUUAGGAAAUCGGGAAAAUUGGUUGAAAAUCGAAAAUUGUAUUAAAAAUAUAAAAAAAAACAAUCAAUAAUACUAGACUUGUAAUAAUAAAUAAACUAAAUUUUAGUAACGACAACAUUAACAAACAAAAACUAAAACAAAUGGUUUAAUUAAAGCGCCAACCGGUUUUUUAACACUUCUGGAAAUUAUCUAAUCUCUGAGCUACAAAAACAAUUUGAAUUCACUUUCUCAACUGGAAUUUUUCAUUAGACUGACAAAAUGUUACCUGCCACUAUAUUUCGCCAAGUUUCCCGACACCACAAUGGUCUCUGCAAGGGUCUCACAGAGUUGGUAGGCGGUACAAAAGCCUCCUCGUUUCCUCCCUCCACUUCUGUGAUCAACUGUCUAAAUCGAUAUGCUGCUGCUACUGGAUUCAUACGCAUAUCAUUCUUGGAUAUUAAUCAAUAUCGUAAUUGGGAUGUGGCCACUUUGCGUAUGUAUGCCGAUAGCAAAAAACAAUCCCUGCACAUGAAAACACUAAAGGGCCGUGACAUUUUACAAGGAGUCAUCGAUAAGAAACGCGUAUCAUUUAUAGAACGUAAAAAUGUUAUUGUCGAAGAUAUCCGUGAGGCCAAGCACAAGGUGCAAGAGCGGAUGCGGGAGAAAAUGGAAGAGGUUUAUGAAAAGGAAAAUAUUAUGACCAUACCCAAUUUGUUGACCAUGAGUCGUAUGAUUUUAUCACCUUAUAUUGGCUAUGUGAUUGUGGAUGGUCAUUAUGGUAUGGCCAUGAGUUUGUUGGCGGUAGCGGGUAUAACAGAUUUGCUUGAUGGGCAAAUUGCCAGAAGAUGGCCCAGUCAAGCCAGCAAGGCUGGCUCAUUUUUAGAUCCGGCUGCCGAUAAAGUGUUGAUGGGUUGUUUGGUAAUUUCUAUGGGUUAUUGUGAUCUACUGCCAUUGUGGUUAGCUGGUGUUGUGCUGUCUCGUGAUGUGUUCCUAAUAGCUGCUGGUUUCGUUAUACGUUAUAUUAGUUUGCCACCGCCACGUACCUUUUCUCGUUAUUUUGAUGCCACACAUGUUACUGCUCAAUUAGAGCCGACAUUUAUAAGUAAAGUUAAUACUGGUGUGCAAUUAGCAACUGUUGGCAUCAGUUUAGGUGCUCCUGUUUGGCAAUAUAUGGAUCAUGUGGCUCUUCAUGGUCUUUGGUAUUUAACAGGUGCCACCACAGUAGCAGCUGCCUUAAGCUAUAUAGUUAAUAAGAAUACUUUUAAAAUUUUAGCAAAAAAUACCUCCCCCAAAAACUCCAACAAGACGUAAAAAGAAGCGGUAUAAGUGAAAAAAACAACGAUGAAACAAAGCUUCCGUUUUAUAGACGCCUUAGCUCAAGCUACUAAGCUUUAACUACCAAUAUCCUUUGAUAAUAUCAGUAAUCAUUUACCCCGCCUAAAGGGAUUGUCCUUUUUUAAUUCUUUAAGGAAAGUAUAUUUUUUGUUAUUUUUUUUCAUUUUAUUAGUUUAUAUUUAAUUAUUGAAAGGAAAUUUUUGUUUAAUUUGAAUUUAGUUUUAAAGUUUUCCAUAGAUUUUUUUUCUUUCCUUUUCGCUAUUUUUUUUUUUUUUGUUUUUAAUUAUUUCUAAGGACUGAAAUUUUCUUAAAGAAAACAAAAUGACUAUUGUAAUAAAGUUUGCAUAUAAGAUUAGUUGUUACACCUUGUUCAUAUCAA
Molecule: messenger RNA, 1693 nt
Organism: Calliphora vicina (urban bluebottle blowfly)
Lineage: Eukaryota; Metazoa; Arthropoda; Insecta; Diptera; Calliphoridae
Gene: CLS
Product: cardiolipin synthase
Exons: 5
Coding region: 259-1290 (343 amino acids)
Biological process (GO): cardiolipin biosynthetic process
Cellular component (GO): mitochondrion; membrane
Molecular function (GO): cardiolipin synthase (CMP-forming) activity
Source: RefSeq, a predicted model, not a curated record